CAGCCUCCAUUCACAACUGCUGUGAGUACUGAGGCAGCAACGUUCCUGUCCCCAGAGCCACAGGAGAAUAGCAGGAACCCAGAGCUAUGCGUAUUCUGGAGGUCCUGAUUGGGCUGUUGACCUCCUGCCUAGCAGUGAGUGCCGGGCCUGUGCCGACAUCACCAGGUAGCAUUCAAGUGCAGGAGAAUUUCGACCUCUCUAGGAUCUACGGAAAAUGGUUCCACGUGGCCAUUGGAUCCACCUGCCCAUGGCUGAAGAGGUUCAAGGACAAGAUGAGUGUGAGCACACUGGUGCUGGGUGCCGGAACCUCCGAGAAUGAGAUUAGCACAACCAAUACUCGCUGGCGCAAAGGCAUCUGUGAGGAGAUCUCUGGGGCUUAUGAGAAAACAGACACCAAAGGGAAGUUCCUCUAUCACAAAUCCAGAUGGAACAUCACCAUAGAGUCCUAUGUGGUCCACACCAACUAUGAUGAGUAUGUUAUUAUUGUGACCAAGAAGUUCAGCCGCCACCAUGGAGACACCAUCACUGCCAAGCUAUAUGGCCGAGAGUCACACCUCCGGGAAAGCUUGCUGGAGGACUUCAGGGAAUUUGCUUUGGGACUGGGUAUUCCUGAAGACUCCAUCUUUACCAUGGCUGACAGAGGUGAGUGUGUUUCUGGGGAGCGAGAACCAGAGUCUACUCUAGGCUUAAGAUUCCGGAGAGCCGUGCUUCCCCAGGAAGAUGAAGGAUCAGGAGCUGAGCAACAAAUGGCUGAUUUCAACAAGAAAGAAGAUUCCUGCCAGCUGAGUCAUGCAGAAGGUCCCUGCCUGGGGAUGGUCAAAAGGUAUUUCUAUAAUGGUUCAUCCAUGGCUUGUGAGACCUUCCAGUAUGGUGGUUGCCUGGGUAAUGGCAACAACUUUGUCUCAGAGAAGGAGUGCCUACAGACCUGCCGAACUGUGGAGGCCUGCAAUCUGCCCAUUGUCACCGGCCCAUGCAAAGGCUUCUUUAUGCUCUGGGCAUUUGAUGCUGUCCAGGGCAAGUGUAUCCAGUUCACCUACGGGGGCUGUAAAGGCAAUGGCAACCAGUUCUACUCUGAGAAGGAGUGCAAGGAAUACUGUGGUGUCCCUGGUGAAGGGGAUGAAGAGCUGCUGCGUGUCUCCAGCUGACCUGAUGGCCCAGGGAUGCAGGGAUCCAGGGCUGGCGCAUCCAAGAAGCCUGAGUUCAAUUAAAGACCAAUUUAUAAACUCCUGAAA
This is a messenger RNA of Erinaceus europaeus (western European hedgehog), 1232 nucleotides long. RefSeq names its product alpha-1-microglobulin/bikunin precursor (gene AMBP). The record is from RefSeq and is a predicted model, not a curated record. The transcript is spliced from 10 exons. Bases 87 to 1145 code for a protein of 352 amino acids. Gene Ontology annotation, molecular function: serine-type endopeptidase inhibitor activity. Gene Ontology annotation, cellular component: plasma membrane; cell surface. Lineage: Eukaryota; Metazoa; Chordata; Mammalia; Eulipotyphla; Erinaceidae.